Molecule: messenger RNA, 1227 nt
Organism: Sphenostylis stenocarpa
Lineage: Eukaryota; Viridiplantae; Streptophyta; Magnoliopsida; Fabales; Fabaceae
Source: the annotation of a GenBank genome assembly
AUGGAAUACCCUCCAUCAUAUAGCGUCUCUUCAUCUUCUCACUCCUCCCACGAUGAACCAGGCUCAGUAUCCUUCUCUUCGCAACGCAGCCUUAUUUCAGUUCCAUCCCUCAACCCGUCCACCACCGCCACCAGCACCACCACCUUCCACCACUGCCUCACCACCUUCAAGGGUCACACCUCCUACAUCUCCUCCCUAACCAUCUCCGGCAAAUUCCUCUACACAGGCUCCUCCGACAGAGAAAUCAGGUCCUGGAACCGCACUCCUCUCAACUCUCACCCUCAAAACACCGUUCUUGCCGGAAACGGCGCCGUUAAGUCCUUAGUAAUCCAAUCCAACAAACUCUUCAGCGCCCACCAAGACCACAAAAUCCGCGUAUGGAAAAUCAGCAACAGUAAUAGUAACCACAGUAGCAACCACAACAACAGUAACCACGAACAUGUUCACGACCAUCAAAAAUACACGCACGUGGCCACACUCCCCACCUUCGGGGACCGCGCCUCCAAGGUUCUGAUCCCGAAGAACCACGUCCAAAUCCGAAGGCACAAGAAGUGCACGUGGGUCCAUCACGUAGACACAGUGUCCGCGCUCGCCCUGUCCAAAGAUGGGACCUUGCUGUACUCCGUUUCGUGGGACAGAACCAUCAAAAUCUGGAGAACCAAGGACUUUGCGUGCCUGGAGUCUAUCACCAACGCACACGACGACGCCAUAAACGCCGUCGCGGUUUCAUUCGAUGGACACGUGUACACGGGAUCAGCAGACAAGAGAAUCAAGGUAUGGAGGAAAGAGGAAGGGGAAAAGAAACACACGUUGGUGGAGACUUUGGAGAAGCACAAUUCUGGGGUGAAUGCGUUGGCCCUGAGCAGUGACGAAACCCUUUUGUAUUCGGGUGCAUGCGAUAGGUCCGUCUUGGUUUGGGAGAAAGAGGGAGGGAGAAUGGGGUUGGUGGGUGCGUUAAGGGGCCACAAAAAAUCCAUUUUGUGUUUGUCUGUUGUUGCUGAUUUGGUGUGCAGCGGCUCCGCGGAUAAAACGAUUAGAAUUUGGCGAGGUGUUCACGCACAAUAUUCUUGUUUAGCUGUUUUGGAAGGACAUACGGGUUCGAUCAAGUGCUUAACUGCAGUGGUUGACCACUGUAACCCGUCGCACUCCCAAGCAUCUUUUCUAGUCUAUAGUGGCGGUUUGGACUGUGACAUUAAGGUUUGGCAGAUUUUAGUUCCUGAUAUCUAA